This is a messenger RNA of Amoebophrya sp. A25, 13677 nucleotides long. Lineage: Eukaryota; Dinophyceae; Syndiniales; Amoebophryaceae. The record is from the annotation of a GenBank genome assembly.
AAGGACAAGAAAAGUAUCACUCGCCAAAGUCUUGCCCUUCGCGCGCACGCCAACAAAGAUGACUUCUUCCGUUCAGAUGAACAAGGACCUAGGAACUCCUGGAGGUGGUCCUUCUGAGCCAAAAAAGGGGAGCAGAAAGCCGAGCAAGCCGCAAUACAUUCACGUUGCACCGGGAUCUUUUGAUUUGUACUUAGGAGAGGCCGUACCUACGACAUCACAUCAUCAAUGAUUUCAUACAUAAUUAACGACAUCACAUCAUCAUCAACAAGUACUUCUACCUACUUAGACAAUAACUUCUACCCGUUUCUGCUCUCCUCCUCUAACCCCUUCUCGACCCGCACCAUUGCAAGCACAUGAUGUGGCGGCUAAAGGUGAGGUUCAUGACGCUAUUUACGACCUGCUUUUCGAAAAGGGGGUCAACGACACUGGCUCAGGCCUUGUCACCGCAUUACAAGAAGCACAGGCGAUUAGCAAGGCGAAUAGUUCGAAAGUUUAAGGACACACAGGAGGGUUUGGGUUACAACUUACACUACUUGUAUUUCUUUUACUUUCAUCGUCUCUUAAUAAUUUCGUGACCCCUCGUCUACCUAGAUCCUUAGUUUUAUCCGCGGCACCUCUCUACGUUCGAAGCGCACUCAUUUCCCGGCAUUUCGAAGUUGUAUUACUCUUCCAACUUCUCCAACAACAGAGAGCUUCUAAUCCCGUUCCAGACCUGGUGUUAGUUUUUAGUUGAGUGCUCCUAAUUCCCUUCCCGAGGCAGACGACGUGGUGCGAACCCGGCAGAAGCAAGUGCUGAUCGAGUGAGCGAAAUACAAGGAGGUGGCACCCUCGACUUUGUCGACGAUUCACGUGCCACUGCGCCGGAUGCGAGGUCUAACGCCACCGAAGACGAGGCAGAUCCUAAAAGUAAGGCUUCCAUACUAUAAUUAUCUAUAUUAUAAACCAAAACUUAUUCUCAAUGCUAAACAGGAGGGAGCUUACGGCUUUAGAUGUACGCAAAUCAUGGCAAAGAUGUACGGGUGAGAUGUAUACGUCUGAGAUAUAUAUCUCGAGAUAUAUAUCUUGUACGUAAAUCACGGGAAAGAUGUACGCUUGAGAUGUACUUACACCGGGGCGAUUCAUAGUAGGUUUCCAAAAUUCUACUUUUUUGAGAUGUACGGAAAUCAUGGGAAAGAUGUACGGGCUAGAUGUAUACAUCUCGCGCCGUAAAAAUGCCGCGUUUUUGAGUACAACUUUCCCGCGAUUCUGCUCCUGCUAAGGCUUUCGGCAGUACCUCAAAACCCUGAACCAACAGCACAGGCCAAGGACUGCGCUGCAUGGACAAAAAACGAAGAGCAAAGCGCCCCAGCCUGAGGCUAGUCAUCUCAUGAAGAAAAUCCGCCGCGUCUGCGUAUGUGCUACAAUAAGGGCACACAUGCAAGCAAAGAAAUGCAAUCAGAGGCAAGUAUCCAGCAGCUAUACGCUGAGCAAGUUGGCAUCUGCUUGCUUUUUGGAUAAGGCGCCUGAGCUGGCUCAAAGGGUCAGACCUUUCAAGCAGGUCAAAAGUAGACAGCGACGUCAUAAAGCUGCGCGCUUUGGGUGCGGGAUUUGGAGCUGGCUCAAAGGAUGGGGCCGCUCAAGCAGGUCAAAAGUAGACAGCAACUUCAUAAAGCUGCGCCUUUUGGAUAAGGAGGCUGAGCUGGCUCAAACUCAAAGGCUGCGACCUUUCAAGCACCUCAAAAGUGGACAGCAAUCCCAUAAAGCUGCGCUUUUAAGAUAAGGAGCCUGAGCGGGCUCAAAGGGUGGGACCUUUCAAGCAGAUCAAAAGUAGACAGCAACUUCAUAAAGUUGCGCUUUUUGGAUAAGGGGCCUGAGCUGGCUCAAAGGGUGAGACCUUUCAAGCAGGUCAAAAGUAGACAGCAUUCUCAUAGAGUUGCGCUUUUUGGAUAAGGAGUCUGAGCGGCGUCAAAAGGUGAGACCUUUCAAGCCGCUCAAAAGCAGACAGCAACGGCAUAGCCGUGCUGCGCUUUUUGGUUAACAGGUCUGAGCUAAGUCAAAGGGUGACACCUUUCAAGCAGCUCGAAACAAAGUAGGCAGCAACUUCAUAGACUUGCGCUCUUUGGAUAAGGGGUCUGAGCUGGGUCAAAGGGUGGGACCUUUCAAGCAGGUCAAAAACAGACAGGAAACGCAGAAAGCCGCGCGCUUUGCAUAAGAGGCCAGAGCAGAGUGAAAAGGUGGGACCCUUCAAGCAGGUCAAAAGUAGACGACAGCAGUCGCAUAAAGUUGCGCGCCUCGGAUAGGAUGCUUGACCUGAGCUGGGUCAAAAGGUGGGACCUUUCAAGCAGGUCAAAAGUGGGCAGCAAUUUCCUACAGUUGCGCUCUUUGAGUAAGAGGCCUCGCCUGGCUUGACUGAGUGAAAGCGUGGGACCUUACGAGCAGGCCAAAAGUAGGCAGCAGCUGCAUGAAGUAAGUUGCGCUCUUUGGGCAGGGAGCUUGAGCAUGCAAAGUCAAAAGGUAGGCGCGACCUCUCAAACAAGCCAAGCCAAAAGCAGACAGCAGCCCCAUAGAGUUGCGCUUUUUGGAUAGGAUGCCUGAGCUUGGUCAAAAGGUGUGACCUUUCAAGCAGGUCAAAAGUGGGCAGCAAUUCCAUAAAGCUGCACGCUUUGAAUAAGCAAGCUGGCCAGAUCUGGGCCAAGGAGUGAGGCCUUUCAAGUAGGUCAAAACUGGGCAGCAAUUUCAUAGAGCUGCGCCCUUUGAUGUGGGAGAUCUCUGAGCUGACUGAAAGGCUGGGGCCUUUCAAGCAGGUCAAAAGUAGAGAGCAAUAGCAUACCGCUGCGCUUUUUGGGUGAGAGGUUUGAGCAGAGUCAAAAGCUGGGACCUUUCAAGCAGGUCGCUGGCUCAAAAGUAGGCAGCAACUUCAUAAAGCUGCGCCCUUUGGAUAGGGUGCCUGCGCUGGGUCAGAGGGUGAGACCUUUCCAGCAAGUCAAAAGGGCCAGCAGCUUCACAACGUUGCGCCGUUUGGGUGAGGGUCUUGAACUGCGCCAAAGGGUGGGACCUCUUAAGCAGCUCACAAGUACGCAGCAACUUCAUCGCGCUGCGCUUGUUGGAUAAGAAAAGAAUGGGCGCAAAGGAUAAAGCCUCUCGAGUAAGCCAUAAGCAACGAACGAGCAAGCCCAUCGGCUUGGGCUUGCUUCUUGAUUAGAAAGCUCAAGCGGCUCACAGGUUGCAUCGCUCAAGCACGUGAAAGCCGCGCAGCACUCGCGUGGGGUUGUUCUUGUUCACUUAGAUCAAAGCCCUGAGAUGACGCAUGCCCACACCUCUCGAGAAAGCCAGAAGCAGAUAAGGAAGCUAAGCGAUAGAGCGCGACUCGCCGUAGGUUUGAGAGAGUAAAAGGCUCACAGACAGCACACGCGAAGCAGCUGAAAAGUAGGCAGCAGCGCGACACCAUAAAGCUGCGCGAUUUGGAUGGAAAACCCAAAACGGCGCAAAGAGUAAAACCCCGCAAACGGGCUGAGAGUAGAACGGGGCCGCCCCCUAGUUCUCUCCACGGAAUAGAUCCACUGUGGACGUUCUCACGGUGAGCGGAGUCGGGCGCAGUGCUUCGCCCACUAUGCUGAGAACCGAAAGCAACAAGCCCGAGGCGCCCCCGCGACACUGCCACGCCAGCCGGAGGCGCAACACGCUGCAAGAGUAUGGGACCCACGCCCAAAACCCGGGCCAGGGAGCGCGUGAAGCUCUCACGGUGAGCGGAGUCAACCGGAGUGCUUCGCCCAGCCACUACGCUGAGAACCGAAAACAGCAGGCCUGGAGUGAUCUGCCUAAGGAUUUGCCUCUCGGUCGGCAAAUGUAUUUGGUUACCCGUUUACUUCAUUCGUUCGAAGUAGUUCCCUCUUGGGCGUUUCGGGUGCUGCCGGGGUGAGUGCUACGCAAACCGUUUACGUAGCACGUAGUAGCUUGUGGCACGUAGCUGCUUUGCUUAUUCCAUAGCCCGCCACUCUAUACGUAAGUCGUAGCACGCCGAUAGGCCGUAUGGAUUUUCUGUAACUCGUAGCAUUUGCAAGACCCUUCCGCCCUGCCCCGGCGUGUGUACACGCCGGGGGCACGUGGGCGGUAUUAAAUUCAUCUUAUAAGAAGCAUAUUUGAGACGCUAGCACGGACCCCGUUUGCUCGUUAGCACUAACGGGGUACGAUGAGGCAAGGUCAAAGCUGCGCUUCAAGAUGAAUAUACGGAAGUCUAAUUUAAUGCUGUCAUCCUUGGCUGAAUUGCUGGGGGAUGAUCCAGAUCCUCUUGGUGGCCUUUUUGCACGAAUUCCCAGACAAGUGCGAGAUACUACUGACUCGUCGCCUCUUAUGCAUGGGAUUUAGAGAGUUUGAGACUGGCUUUUCUCUUCACGACUCAUUUCGUCAUUUCGUAGGUUCAUUCGAACUUGGUGCCACCUGUUGGGCUAGUAUGUCACAUGGACAUAUCUAGCAAAAUAAUACUCCUCGUCCCUUCAAAAGUGUCAACGCCUUCGUGUGCGUCUCAGCUGACUCGUCGCCUCUUAUGCAUGGGAUUUACGAAAACUGAGAAUACGCGGGAGUUACUGACUGAAAUACGGCGGGAGGUAGCUUUUAUAGGCUACUCUUUGUUCUUCAGUAUCUCGGUUCUAAUCCCGGCGAUCCCAACGCUUUGCUCGAAGGAAUGGUUAUUCAGGAUUCACAGACGGGUGAAAGUUUGGACCUUUUGAAAGCUGCUUUGUUGUCACAGAGCGAAGAGCUCUGUCGAGAACCAUCCGAUAUCAUCCGUGAAGUCGAAGAGCGACGCUACCCAACCACAACUCCACGGUCGACUGGGGCGAAUAAGAUUAUGGAAAUUUGGGGAUCGAUUUAGUAGAUAGUGGAGAAUUUUAAGUUCUUGGUACGAGCAGAGGAAACGUCAUUGAAGAUUCUGAGAUUUUUGAGAUAUAAUAGGUAUUUUUGGUAUCAUGAUUUGCAGUUUCAAUAAUGAGUUGCCUGCAGGACUGACUGAUUAGAGCCACUUCUAAAGUACGCACCGCACGUUCACGAGGUCGAUCAGCAGCCGCCUCCACUGUCUCCAGAUCCGCCCGCUCAAGAGGCGGCUUGAGCACCGCUUCAGGCAUCAGUAUGGCGUCAAGUGGCACAGGUGGAAGCAGCAGUAGAGUUCUAUCAAGCGGCCUCGGAAAUGGCUUGAAAGGACAGUCUGUGCGGCAAACCAACUUCCCGGCUGAAGCAAUGCAACAGAUCACACGACGACCACUGUCUUUUGGCGAAUUAGAAUUAAGGGUUACCACACUCGCGCUAUGUAUUUCUUCACUACGAUUCUGGGCUUGUUCUCCAAUAAGAAAGAAAUCCGGAGGUUUUGAAGAAUGGAGUGCUAGACUACAACCUCUAAUAGAGUGCAGAAAAGAACACUUCCAACAGCUAGAGGCUGAAUACGACCUGCUAAGAGAACCUAUGGCAAAGCUACAGUUUUUGCUACUGCAGAGAGGAAAAGCGUUGCACACGAUAGAAGCGAAAUUACAGGAAUACAUAAAGAGCAUCGAAACAGAAGGUGACGGCUACAAGAAAAUUUUGAAACAGCUGGUGCAGUUAGCCGAGUCGCAAACCGGAGCUCGCAAAAUACUGGCGCAGCAACAGGCUCUUAGGGAUGAAGCGGAGGUACAGAUCUUGAUUUCUCUGCUGGAAUUUCUAUCUCUUGGAUUAUACCCUGCAAGUUGUACAUUUUAUCUUCCUUACACAAGAUUAGGGACCUCGACGGACAACUCUUUACACCACAUUCCUAUCCGUCUCAGUCUCGUCUCCUCACAAAAUUGAUUCCAAGUACCUAUCUUACACCAGUACUAUGACCUCCUACUCCUCAUUCAGCAGGCCCUCGUCGACGCCGACCGGCCUGAGGGGCUUUACAGUGCGAUACAGGAGAUUCACGGAACCAAGGACUUCGUUCUCGGCGCGAUCAUGGCUUCGAUUGAACGGGAGGCCGCUCACAGAACGACAAGGUCGCUUCUGACAAGUGAAAUUUUAUGCUCUCAGAGUGCGCGCUGUUUCAGAAGAAAGAAACUGAUUCUGAUUACUUAUGGAGAUUCACUUCUACACCGGGUAAGGAGCUAUGUGGUCUUCUGCAAAAGGUGACACAUCAGAUACCAUCGCUACUUCUAAUCGCCCAGCACCUAGCACAGAGCGGCCAAGCUACUGCGAAAGAGUCGCAUCGCGAAAAUAUUACGAAAAUGAAGGCUGCAGACUUGGAGUUGCUGGCUAAGACGAACGAGGUCGAAAAGAUACAUGACGAAGUCGACGAACUGAGGAAUAACGUACUUAGGAUCUCUAUCAUUUUCUAGACUAUCGCCUAGUGCUAGAAGCUUCUCAAGCGCUGGUAGUAUCUACUCGAAGUACCAUUCUAGCAGAGCAGUUUAUAGCACGCGUGGCGCAUGGAGUAGGAUGGAGUGCAUGGCGCGCAGACCCAUAAGGGACGCAAGAAGCGCACCCUUUUGUUGCAAGCAACUCCAUGCGAUCCAUGCUAUGCGAGCUGGCAAACCUUAUAAGUUACUCUGUUCUAGUAACAUUGCAGUACGCCACUCUACCAGUACUACGAUUUUUAAAACGUUAAUCGCAUUCAGCUCGACACCAUUACGGAGAAAUACAAUUCCGUGGACGCGCAGAUUGGUACGACAAAAAGAGGCUUGCAAAGUCUGAAGAAAAUCAACGUCGACAUAGAGGGCGAACUCGAUCAAGGAUACUCUUUGCGGAAACAAAUGUGUUUAUGGAAACGGUUUCUUCAGUUGGGCCGCAUGUAAUUAAUUCUUUAGUAGUACGUUGGUGUCAUUGACACUCGUUGUUGCUUGUGUUGAAACAUUAUAUUAUACAACUCUGAUGUGGAGGUCCAUUUUUGUUGGAACACCCGAACACGUCCAAGCGCAAUAUGAGGCUCUUGAGAGUAAAUGGAAUGAUUAUCGUUGCAAUGUAACAGAAAGACGAUCAGAACGGACGUGCCGAAUGAUCACUGACUGUUUAAGGCCCUGAAAUGGUAUCAAAAUGGGUUCAAUGUCAUUGGGAUAUCAUGAAGGGUCAUAGUGCAGUUAAAGAUCUGGGAGAUCUUGCUGCUAAUUCAUGUUGGAAUUCAUUGAGUUCAAACGAUGAUCAUAGGAGGAACUAACAAGAGUUCAAGACAAGGAACGGCAUUGAUCAUGAUCAAGGUGACGAGUGAGAGCAGUCAUUUGACAUUGAAAUCAGGUUCGUUCGUUGGAUCUUGAGCCAGUAAUGACCAUUGACCAACACCCCUCCUCAAUCGCUAGGUGAGGAAAUGACGAAAGUCACAAACGGUCUGGUGUUACCUGCUCUGACCCAGAACCAUCACGAUUCUCUAUAUCCACUGACGUCACCACUUGACCAACGACCUAACACCCUAAGAAGAUAGAAUAGGUAAGCACCGCCACGGAAGCAGAACUUGAACCAGACUCAUCAUCUUCCGUUUCCGAGUCACUAUCAUCUUCAUCAUGGUUACGGCUAAUGACUGGAUUCUCUAUGUGAUGUAAUAAUAAUCUGCGUUGAGUAGAUGAGCAUGAAAGUUUCGUUAGUCCAUCAGCUUUCAUGAGGUGAGUAGGACAGAAAACUACUUUCUCAGCUGCGUCUCUAACUCGUAAAUAACGUAACGCAUAGUGUCUACUCUUAGGCUUCGUGUCUUCACUCUUUGCUGUCGAGAUUGCAGACUGGUUGUCUAUCCACAAUAUGGCAUCAUCGAGGGAUGGCGAUAUACCAAACCGCGUUUCCACUAAUUGAGUGGGUAAGGGAUUGAAGAAAUCUGUAAAAUCAUGCAGCUCGCUCAUGACAAUAGUGUCCGACGCGGCUAUAUACUCUGACUCUGCAGUUGAAUAUGCACGCACGGUUUGUGUAUUGCGUUUCCAACAGAUUGGAAAGCCCCGAUAGUACAUAAUCGAACCACUGGUCGAGCGCAUGCUCUUUAUGCAGUUUGCGAAUCCUGCAUCUGAGAACCAGUUAGUAUACGGUAGCUCUCUUCCUUCUGGUAGGAGCUUCUUGUAAAUUCCGUUGAAUUCUUCCUCACUUUCUGGAGAAUAAUAGAGUCCUUGGUCUUUUGUCGUAGCUAGAUACUUUAAUACUUUUCUACAGGCUUUUGCAAUUCUUUCUGUAACGGGCUUACUGACAUACCGAGCCAAUGUCGCCACAGGGACGCAAAUAUCUGGCCUUGCGGUUGUCGAUAUCCAAAGCAGUGCGCCAACAAUCUCACGCAAUGGAAACCCGGCUGCUAGCUUAAGCCCCUCCUCAAGCAAAGCAGACUCGUCGAAAUUUGGAGACCACACCGGCUUACCUAAUGUUAUUUUAUACUUCUGUAUAGUCUUCUCUAUGUACACAUUCAUCAGGAUUUUCACUGAACGUGCUUCCCGACAAUAGUGCACAAUCGCACCAAGAAAGUCGAACUCUAGCCAUUCGAAACCCGUAAGAGAAUCGACUCGCUUUGCCAUCUCAAUAGGUCGGCCAGGGGCGCGACUAAAGAUCCGGUCGAGCUCAGACCGUAACUCGUGAUAGUCAGGUCCAGUAGCUAAGUUAUCAUCAACAUAGACUGACAUCUUCAUAUACUUUCCUGGGUGCGUUUUGCUCUUUUUCCGCCACAAUCCUGGAGCAGAAGGACACGGCUCCCAUCCGAGUUCGGACAAUAGCACGCAAUACUUCUUGAACCAGGCUCGUGGAGCGUCCUUGAGCCCAUAGAGAGCUUUCUUAAGCUUGACGAUAUCCGCUCCAUGCUUCUCCGCCCACACUGGUGGAAGACGGCAGAAGACGUCACGAUCGAGUUCAGCAUUAAGGAACGCAGAAUCAAGGUCGAAUGGGAUGACGAAGUCAGAGUCCGUCGCUGCUGAAACGAGUAAAAGUCUAUUCGCAGCAUGUGACACUACAGGGGCGUAGGUGUCGAUAUUCCCCGAACGAUCAAGAUUCCCGAGCACACAAGCACGAGCUUUGAAAGUUCCAUCACGUUUUACCGUGAGAACGAUUGCUAUAGGCAUUACCUGAGAAGAGGUUCGCAGCUCCUCGUCAGUAGCUGGCGCCCAAGUCUCAAAGGCAAGUAGUCUAGCUUCCUCCUUGGUGAUAGCUGCACGCCAUUUCUCGGCGUCAGGGCUUUUCAAGGCUUGGGAAACUGACAGCAUGACAUGUGCUUCGAGAAAGGUCUCCCCUUCUUCCAGCUCAUGCCCGCCUGCUAGCAUGGCAAAUUUAUGCAUGUCUUUUCUUAAUGCUUCUAGCUCGGCUUUUGUUCUUCUUUUGCGUUGUCCUGGAUUCUUAUCCUUGCUCCCUUUAGGUCUUCCUCGGCCUUUCUUCCCCUCCUCAACUUUGCCUGGUUGAGAUGGUGGAAUGGGUAAGGUCCUCGGAUCCCUUGCUUCAGGAUUAGAGUCAGGCGACACACGCUCCGAUGAGAUAUUCCCCUCCUCAACGCGUUGCGCGUCAGAGUUGGAAUCAUCACCGGUCUUUGGAUCUUCCUCUUUGUCCAAAGAUUCACAGAAAAACUCACCAAUGUCAUUGUUAUCUAGUAUCAUUUCCAUGCCGGUUGGAUCGCCUGAGCUGUACUCCGUGCCAGAGAAGCGCGGCUGACAGGCCAUACGUUGCAGCGCAUGUCUGUGCAGGACGGGACCCAGCGACGGCGUGCCAGACUGCAGGUUUUCCAGCGGGUCAUAAUCAACAUAAAUGCCCUUCGACGUAGGCAAUAGCCAAUCAAUGUUCUUGACUAAUAUCGACUCUCGAAAUUUUACGUCUAGUGUGGAAUACUCACUCCACUUGAAGCCAGCUUUCGUUCUCCCAUCGUUGUGAUAUGUACCUACUAGCCAACCAGACGAAACUGGACACAGACCGAGAAACACACCACGCCGAUAAGGUGACGCAAGCUUUGCUUCUUUCUUGUUGGUGGUGUCUACGACCUGUUCACGAAAGUACACCAAGCAACCAAAUCUUCUUAACAUACCUAGACCACUUUUCGAGGACUUCUUUCCUAUCCUCUUUUCUAGUAUCUCGACAGGACUCAUUCCAUCACGUUCUGGCAUUUUUGCAUAACGAUGCGGUAAGCGAUUCCAACAAUCUCCGGCAUACUGUAAGCAGUAACACCAAAGACGUCGGUCGACUUUGACCAACAUGGUACGUACAGCACCGAAAAUGGUCCGCAUGAAACGUUCGCAAGUUCCGUUCAUUUCUGGGUUGUAAGGAACUCCAGGAAUUUCCGAAACCAGUAGCGAUUGCAUGACUUUGGUCAUAUGGUCACUACUUAGGACGGGUUCGUUAUCUCUACGGAUGAACCACACCACCUUGUCGUCGAGUGACAAUGAGUAGUCCUGGCGAAUGCCUUUUAUUACUUCUUCAAUCACCUCUACGCAGUCCGACUUGAGGCAAAGAGGACGAACGAAACACAUUUUAAUCGAAUCACAAAUAAUGACUAAAGCACAUCUUUUGCUUCUUAUAGAUACUGGUCUAAUACCAACUGCGAAAUCAAUUGCAAGUGUUUUCAAUGGAGAAGGUAUAUGUCCAGGGGGUCUCACUUUUGCAUGAGAGCGUCUUUGACCUUUGGUUCGAUCACAUUCUGGACAAGAUACACUAAGGCCAUCAACGUGAAAGUGACCAAGUCUACGAUGUAUGUCUAAUCUUGAAGCUUGUGAAUGAAGUCUAGCUUCUUCUAUACUAGUGCAUACUAUAUCCUCCUCAGUUUCAUUUUCUUCUUUGCUAAACAUGUCACAGCCUAGAAUAGGUAACUGCAUCUGGGGGCAAUUUGUUAUGGGUAGAGAGCGGCCGGAGCGAGUAUUGUACAACGUUCCGCCACUUUCUGUGAAAUUCAUUUGCCAACCCUUUUCAUGACAGUUUCCUUCACCUAACCACGGUAUAAUGCGAUCUAUGGCUUUUGGUAAGUGUUCAAAGUGUACGCCAUAUUUUAAUCCUAGUUUGUUUUCUUUUAGUCUACCUAGGUUCCCACUUCGCUUUCCAGCAGUGCCACUAAUAUGACAAAGCCGGUGGCUAAUUUUCUUGAAAUCGGAACGAUGGCUAGACAAAUACUUAUUUGCACAACUGUCAACAAGUGAAACUGUUUUGCUUUGAUUUGCACUAAGAUAGCAACCUGAGUGAUUGUCAAUCAUAUAGCUUUCAUCCCUAAGCAGUUCACUUCUAUAUUCUUUAUUCUCAAAGUUUUCUUCCAAGUUCAGCGAACAUUUUCCAUCCUCAUUUUGGAAAUCUUCUUCCAAUUCUUCUUCAUCUUGGGACUGUCCAUCUCGUCUCCCAUAUCCAUUCCAUUCCGGAUUGGUUUCGACUCAGCGUUGUGGUUGUUGUCCACCCCAUUGCUGCUGUGGGUUACCGUUGUCGAAUCCUUUUCCUCCACUUUGUUGCGGUGGAUAGUUGUUCUGGUGCCACGGAGGGAUAGUGUUACCUUGCGGCCAACAGUUGUAUGAAUUGUUGAAGAAGUUGCUGCCCAUGGCUUUGUUAGGUUGGUAGCUUUGACUCAUCGGGUUUAGCCAGCAUUUGUGCGCCUUAUGUCCAUAUUUGUGACAAUAGUUGCACUGGAUGCCCUCAUUAGGAUUUGAGUUCUUAGCACCUUUACCUUUGCCAUUUCCUUUGUUCUUCUUACUACUAGAACUACUACUACUACUCUUUCCACUUCCUUUUGUUGCGUAGACCUCGUUCUUGAUUUCUUUGCGAAUCUUCUUGCGAAGUCGUUUGAUCGUUGUUUUCUUGAGAGCGGCAAACGCGUUACCAUCGUCAUCACUCUCAUCUUGACGUUUACGCUUCUUGGUUUUGUUAUUGUUCUGGUUUUCAUCAUCGGAAUCUUCGACAGCUGGAAAAGCUUUGCCGAAAGAUGGAUUCUCGAUCUUGUACUCACCAGAGUCAAUCAAACUUUGAAGCCGUUUCGUGAGUCUGUCACCGAUUUGGACGAACGUUAGAUGUUCAUCUUCUUGCAUCCUCUCGAUUGUCUGUCGAAAUGCUUUGGAAAACAUUUUUGGCAGAAUGUCGAGGAUUGCUCCGUUUUGUUGAUCAGCAACAGCCACACCAACUUCCGGCGGGUAUACGGUCGGAGAUUGGUUCAUGACAUCUCUAACCUUCGCCAAGAAUGUUGGAACGUCUGGAGGAGAAUCACUGUUCGUGAAAUGCAUCCCUUCCAACGCUUUAGCAGAGAUUCGCUGCUCUGUGCGGUCAUUUUGACUGAAACCAGCGUCACGGAGGUUUGUUACCACUUCACCAGCGUUCAUUACAGUGGUAUCCUGAUCCUUCAUAUGUGCUGCGGCUGCACCUUUGAGCGACUUGAUGAUCACGUUCUUCAAAUCUCGCCAAUUCUGCUGGAGCUUGCGGUCGUUGUUGUUGGGUUGGUUCGGAAUCCCUGCCGCAUUGCCGUUCAGCACGUUGUUGAAGUAUUGGACUAGGUCCAGGCGGUCCGCUUCUUGCGUUACCGCUCGAAGCCAGUCACGCCAGUCAGAUUUCUGUCCCAGUUUGGGUGAAAUCUCUCCAAGACUCAUAUCGGGCAUUUUGUGGCGCAAAUAAUGCGACUUUGUUUUCUCUACUUCUACAAAGUAUUGACUAGCAAUUUCUUUAAUAAGGUAAGGCUCAAGGGCUUGAAACAGUGUUGGAACACCCGAACACGUCCAAGCGCAAUAUGAGGCUCUUGAGAGUAAAUGGAAUGAUUAUCGUUGCAAUGUAACAGAAAGACGAUCAGAACGGACGUGCCGAAUGAUCACUGACUGUUUAAGGCCCUGAAAUGGUAUCAAAAUGGGUUCAAUGUCAUUGGGAUAUCAUGAAGGGUCAUAGUGCAGUUAAAGAUCUGGGAGAUCUUGCUGCUAAUUCAUGUUGGAAUUCAUUGAGUUCAAACGAUGAUCAUAGGAGGAACUAACAAGAGUUCAAGACAAGGAACGGCAUUGAUCAUGAUCAAGGUGACGAGUGAGAGCAGUCAUUUGACAUUGAAAUCAGGUUCGUUCGUUGGAUCUUGAGCCAGUAAUGACCAUUGACCAACAAUUUUCAUCUUCAUCAGUUUUUUAUGUAAGUAAGUCAAAUGAGCGGCCCUUCGUUCGUCUAAUCCUGAACGAGAUCGAAGCAGUGGGCGUGCGACAUGCAGAAGUGCAACUGGCUUUCCACGGGAUAGAAUACCCCUUGCAGCAGGAAUUGCAUAAAUUAAGGCUACCGCUGAAGCAUCCUCAACGUCAUCCUUGGCUCCUUUUCUACUUGAAUUAGGCACCAAGGAUGCUGCCAAGGAUGCCCAUGCGGUACCUCUAAAUAAAGCGGUUCGAGAACGCAGGACAAAAUUACAGACCAGACUAAGAGUCCACGUUCCGGAUCCAGCGCGUUUCGCAGCCAUCAUGCAACAAGUAGCCAGUGCUGCGGCAGUUUCGGCGAACAAGAAACGAGGCGACACUGCAGGAGGAGCUAUGUCGCCAAGGGCUUCAGGAGGUUCUGUUAAGGCUCAACACAAUAUGAUUGUUCAUCUUGACGACAGAUUAACAUUUGUCUCAGCCGCCCGCCGAGAUUCCGGGAAUAUGUUGCCGGUAAAAGAUUUGACUUACUGUGAGCUCUAACUUUGGAGGGUCAGCGAAGAUGGGAGCUAGUGCAACUAGCAGUCUUGGUAGUGUUGCCUCGGGAGGAGGGUCUAGUAAAAUGGGUAGGACCUCUGGAGAGUCCAAGACGAUGGAUUCGUUCGGAGGUGCAGCUGGUCACGUUUUUGAAUCACCAGAACAAAGAUGA